AUGCUGCUUUGGAUUCUGUUGCUGGAGACGUCUCUUUGUUUUGCUGCUGGAAACGUUACAGGGGACGUUUGCAAAGAGAAGAUCUGUGCCUGCAACGAGAUAGAAGGGGAUUUGCACGUAGACUGUGAGAAAAAGGGAUUUACCAGCCUGCAACAUUUCACCGCCCCAACUUCCCAGUUUUACCAUUUAUUCCUGCAUGGCAAUUCCCUGACUCGACUUUUCCCUAAUGAGUUUGCUAACUUUUACAAUGCAGUCAGUUUGCACAUGGAAAACAACGGUUUGCAUGAGAUUGUUCCUGGGGCUUUUCUUGGGCUGCAGCUCGUAAAACGCUUGCACAUAAACAACAACAAGAUCAAAUCGUUCAGGAAGCAGACUUUCCUGGGGCUGGAUGAUCUGGAAUACCUCCAGGCAGAUUUUAAUCUAUUGCGGGAUAUUGACCCAGGAGCAUUUAGGGACUUAAACAAACUAGAAGUGCUGAUUUUAAAUGACAAUCUCAUCAGCACCUUGCCCCCAAAUGUGUUUCAGUAUGUGCCGAUCACCCACCUUGACCUCCGGGGAAACCGUCUUAAAACCUUGCCUUAUGAGGAGGUCCUGGAGCAGAUCCCAGGCAUUGCUGAAAUCCUUCUAGAGGAUAACCCCUGGGACUGCACUUGUGAUCUGCUGUCAUUGAAAGAAUGGCUGGAAAACAUACCCAAAAAUGCUUUGAUCGGCAGAGUGAUUUGUGAGGCUCCUACCAGGUUGCAGGGCAAAGAUUUAAAUGAGACCACAGAGCAAGAACUGUGCAAAAAGAACAGAGUGGAUUCUAGCCUAGCUGCUCCCCCUGCUGAAGAUGAAACCUGUGAUCCUGGUCCCAUUCCAACCCCCUUUAAAAUACAUGGCAAAGAAGACCCUGCAACACCAGGAUCUGGUCCAAACGGAGGUACAAAGAUUCCUGUCAACUGGCAAAUCAAGACCAAGCCCACUGCUGCUGUCUUGACAGUUAGUGUGAAGAGCAAGCUACCAGCUGCUGUGUCCUGCCCACAGAUCUGCAGCUGUGAUCAGAUCCCUGGCUCAGGUUUAAAGGUUAAUUGCAAUGACAGGAAUGUGAGCAGCUUGGUUGAUUUGAAGCCCAAGCCAUCCAAUGUGCAGGAGCUGUUUCUGAGAGACAACAAAAUACACACCAUCAGGAAAUCCCACUUUCUGGAUUACCGGAAACUUAAUUUACUUGAUCUGGGCAACAACAACAUCGCCACUGUUGAGAACAACACCUUCAAGAACCUCUUUGAUCUCAGAUGGCUCUACAUGGAUAGCAACUACUUAGAUACCCUGUCCAGGGAGAAAUUUGCUGGGCUGCAAAACCUGGAGUAUCUGAACGUGGAGUUUAAUGGGAUCCAGCUGAUCAUGCCUGGCACCUUCAAUGCAAUGCCCAAACUGCGAGUCCUCAUCCUCAACAACAACCUGCUGAGGUCUCUGCCAGUAGACGUGUUUGCUGGGGUCUCACUUUCCAAGCUGAGUAUACACAACAAUUAUUUUAUGUACCUCCCAGUGGCAGGGGUGCUGGACCAGCUCACCUCCAUCACCCAGAUCGACUUGCACGGCAACCCAUGGGACUGUACUUGCCCUAUUGUGCCUUUCAAGCAGUGGGCAGAGAUGCUGCGCCCCAAGGUGAUUAUGAGUGACCUAAGGUGCGAGUCUCCUGAAGAUUUCUUUAAGGAGGAUUUUGAGUCUCUCUCCAAUGACGUGAUUUGCCCUCAGUUAAAAAUCUCACCCACAUUAACUUCUAACAAAAAUAGCACUGGGUUGACAGAGACAGGUACUCACUCCAACUCCUACUUGGAGACCAGCCGGGUCUCUAUUUCAGUGCUGGUGCCAGGGCUCCUGCUGGUUUUUGUGACCUCUGCCUUCACGGUGGUUGGCAUGCUGGUGUUCAUCCUGAGGAACAGAAAGCGGUCCAAGAGGAGGGACGCCAACUCCUCAGCAUCCGAAAUCAACUCUUUGCAAACGGUCUGCGACUCGUCCUACUGGCACAACGGGCCUUACAGUGCUGACGGAGCCCACAGGGUUUACGACUGCGGCUCACACUCCCUGUCGGAUUAA
Molecule: messenger RNA, 2076 nt
Organism: Indicator indicator
Lineage: Eukaryota; Metazoa; Chordata; Aves; Piciformes; Indicatoridae
Gene: SLITRK1
Product: SLIT and NTRK like family member 1
Exons: 1
Coding region: 1-2076 (691 amino acids)
Biological process (GO): regulation of presynapse assembly; axonogenesis; positive regulation of synapse assembly
Cellular component (GO): GABA-ergic synapse; postsynaptic density membrane; glutamatergic synapse
Molecular function (GO): protein binding
Source: RefSeq, a predicted model, not a curated record